CAAAGAUUUUUUGGAUAAUUUUGCAAAUUUCCAAAUUCGUUCGCUAAUUAAUAUCUUUGUGUUACGAUGAUAGCAGUAUGCAAAACAAUGGACUGGACCAGGCUUCAUAUCUGACGUAUCUUGUAGAUGAGGCUCUGAGAACAACCAGCCCACACCCUGCUGAACCACCACAACCUUCCCAGGGUCACAACCAGUCUGCUUUUGGUGCUGCUGAGCUUGGUGUGUAUGAGCGGCCUGGGGUGAUUCCAGCCCCACCAUUUGGGCCACCCCAGCAAGCUCCAAUAAACAGGCCUGUAUUCUGGGAUGGUGGUUUAAACAACUCGUUCCGUGUCCAGCAGAACCUUGGCUGGGUUAGCCAGCCACAAGCAGACGGUUCCCAGUUCAAUAAUUGUAUUCAAGUUCAGAGUAGCUUUGGAGAGGAGGACCGAUUCUCUGUCCAACCUCGGACAAAUUACCAACCAUGUGGGGACAAUUUAGAACCUAGCCAGAUCAUCUCGUCAAGUAAUAGUGUAAGACAGUCAAACUUAUAUUCUGGUGACAUUGGAUUGUACAGAAAUGAUUACACUCAGUUCAAUAUUACUAAAAAUAAUGCUGAAGAGGGCAAAAAUCAAAACAGUUUGAACCUGUUUGAACCGCAUGCUUUAACAAGACCAGACUAUGAAACGUCUUUGACUCAGAAUGGUGUAAAUUCAGAAUUUCUACAAUUACCUGUAUCUGUGGGUAACCCAACUGUCAGUAGUGUGUCAGCUAAUGCAAGCUUUAAUCCUCAUGUCGAAGAAAAUGAAUACUUUCAGUUUUUGCUAGCCAAAAGUGCAGGUUUAAGAGCAAAAAAUUCAAAGAGUACCAAAUCCGUCAAAAAUUUAAAAAGUAGUACACCAGAACAAAACAGCAGUGAUAGUUUUACCUAUAGAAAUGAAAGUGCAGCAAGACAAAAUAGAAACAAUGGUUUAGAAGACCGUCUUUCAGCAAAACAGAGGGUUGAUUUCAGAAAUAUUGUCGUUGAUGCAGAAAGUGUGAAGAAAAUUAAUGAAUGUAAUGAUUACUUCAAGGAGUUUAUGAGUAAAUCAAGGAAACAGAAAGAAAUAAAUGAAAUGGCUCAGGAUAAUAACUCGGACAAAAGAAAGAAAAAUGGAAAGUCGGCCAGAGCUAGGAGUAAAAACAAUGGUCUAUCAAUUGAGCUGAUGGAUUUGACUUUCCAAUGUGCAGAGUGUGAUACAUCUUAUAGUGCUGUCGAUGAGCUUGAAAAACAUAUCAAAGAGACUCAUAUUGAUGCUGAUGAUAAUGGUAAAGUUACUGAUGACGUGAAUAAUGAAAAUGGGGCAGUUAAUGAUGUUGUUGAUUUGGAGAAUAUGGACAAGGAAGAUGGUGCUAUUGAGUCAGUUGGUGAAAUAUUAAGACUGGAUAGAGAUGCAAUUGAAGAGCCGGAAUCAUUUAUGUGUACUCUUUGUGCUGAUGUGUAUGCAUCUCAAGCAGCUCUUGAUGAACAUUGGAAAGUACAUGAAGCUGAACAAGAUACUAACACUAAUCACUCAGAAGAUGUGAAUCUGUUAACAGAUAAAAGAUGUCAAGAGCGGGAAUAUCUGAUUGAAAGCCAAUUGCUAGCAAAACGAGAAAAGGCCAGGAGAGAUAAAGAGGAAUUGGAAAGGAUUGCUUGUGAAAACUUAGAGGAAAUUGUAGAUAUUGAUGUACUGGAAACAGCGUCUGACAGAGUUGGGGAGUCUCUUCAAUAUGACAGAAAGAGAUCAUCAAGUAAGGCAACUGUUAGGAAAGUGGGAAGACCUGGUCCUAAAUCUCAUAAACUCAGACAUGAAACUACUGAAGAUGAUCUUGAUAAUAAAGUGGCAAGACCUGGUCCUAAAUCCAAUAAACUCAGACAUGAAACUACUGAAGAUGAUCUUGAUAAUAAAGUGGCAAGACCUGGUCCUAAAUCUCAUAAACUCAGACAUGAAACUACUGAAGAUGAUCUUGAUAAUAAAGUGGCAAGACCUGGUCCUAAAUCCAAUAAACUCCAACUUGAAACUACUGAAGAUGAUCUUGAUAAUAAAUUGGCAAGACCUGGUCCUAAAUCCAAUAAACUCAGACAUGAAACUACUGAAGAUAAUCUUGAUAAUAAAGUGGCAAGACUUGGUCCUAAAUCCAAUAAACUCAGACUUGAAACUACUGAAGAUGAUCUUGAUAAUAAAGUGGCAAGACUUGGUCCUAAAUCCAAUAAACUCAGACUUGAAACUACUGAAGAUGAUCUUGAUAAUAAAGUGGCAAGACCUGGUCCUAAAUCUAAUAAACUCAGACACAAAUUUACUGAAGAUAAUCUUAAAAAUGAAGUGACAAGACUUGAUCCCGAAUCUCAUAAACUCAGACACGAAACUAAUGAAGAUGAUCUUGAAAACGUUGAAGAAGACAUAGACAUAAGAAGGUCUAAACCAGGUCCAAAAUCUAAAAAAAGAGAAGUGAGAGACUGUAAAAGUAAAAGAGAGAAAAAAUGUGGUAUGGAGCUAGAAAAGACAUCUAACAAUAGAAACAGUAGGGAGAGGUCAGUUGGGGAUGAGGAAGGAACAUGCCCCAUAAAAGAGACCAGAACAUCUCGUGCAAAGAAUGUUUUACUGAACCCAAGCAAAGGCAAGCAGAAACGAGUGCUGUCUCCGAGAACAAAAGAAGAUGAAAUGUUGAUGAGACAGUUUGGAAUAAUUCCUAGCAAAGUUUGUCUUAGCAAGGUGGAAGACUCAAAUGACUCAAGCUCAAGAGACAGUGUUGACAGUGGCGCAAGGAGAAGGUCAAAAUCUAGAACGCCAAAGAAAAAUACUGUUACUGCAUGUUGCUCUUUUAAAAGUUUGAAUAGAAGGUCAAAAAGCACAUCCCCACCAGUGUCAGGAAAUGGUCAGAAAUUGUCAGUAUUGUCUGCCUCUGAUUCAGGAAUUACAGUUGAUUUUAGUGACGAUGAGAAUGAUGAUGUUAUUCUAAUUGAACAACCUGUAGAGUGUAUAGUACUUGAUGAAGACUUGCCAUUGAAACUUGAUAAUACUGAGCAAGAAAGCAAUAGAGACAAGACAGCUGUGAGAAAUUUGUCAAAAAGUUUAGGAGCCACAUGUGCAUCAACACUGAAAAAGAAUGAUGAUGCAGACUUAAUGAAAAAGUAUGGUAUUAAGGGUUUAUCAGUGAAUCUUUCACCAUCCAAAAGGAAAUUGUCCGGUCCAAAUAUGUCCCCAGUGAAACAUCGAAAGCAUGAUAAUUUACCACAGGUAGAGCAAGUGUCUCCGCCCAACGUAGAAAAUCUAUCUGAUGAAGAGAUGGAAAAAUUGCUUCAUCAGUGUGGAAUGGCUAUAUCAGUUUCUAAACCAGAUAACAUAAGAUCUAGUCCAAGAAAAAGGCAAGCUAGUCCAGAACCCUGCACUUCAAAAGGCCAUGGUCAGCUUAAACGUAAGAAAACAGCAAGAAAGUCUUGCAAUGAUGAAGAUCUCAUUAAGAAAUUCAAACUUAAGGAAUCGUCUGUCCAGUUAGAAAGUUUGUCGAAAAUUGAGGUUUCCAUGUUGAGGAAUCCUCAUUCAAGGUUUGGGAAAAGCUCGUGGCUGCAGCACAAGUUUGAUACAGAUUCAGAGAGUGACUUGGAAUGGGACAUACCUUCUCCAGUGAAUUUGGAGGAAUUUGUUGAAGAUUCAGAGACCCAUAGUCAUGAUGCUACACAAGACACAUUAAGUUAUUCAGACAAGGAUGUUAAUAGGUCAGCAGAAAAGCUUGAUAAAGAAUUAAUGGAUAAAUUUGGUCUUUCUGAAGCAAUGGUUUUAAUGGAAGGCCCAGUAUUAAAUACAGCUCAAGUCAAAAAGGCUAGCGGUAUUUCUGAUGAAGCUCUGCUAAAAAAGUUUGUUAUUACAAAUCCAAAGAUAUGUGUAGGAAAUGCUGCACAAAAAUCAAAGUCAAAUAUUAGUGACAGUGAGCUUUUAAAACAGUUUGGAAUACCAGAAUUAAUUGUGGUUGCAGAUUUAGUUGAUGAUGGGUAUUCCCAACACAAGGUUAAGGGAUCUAAGUCAUCAAGCUCAAUACCUUAUCAAUUCAGUGUUGAAGAGCUAAGAAAAGGGCUUAGAAGUGCCAAUAUGAACUUUGAAACUGGACAGAGCAAAGGCAAGAAAUCAGUUACUCCAGGUAAAAUCACUCCCAAAAGAAGUGGUAAAGGUAUCAAGAAGACCCCUAGUAAACAGACUCCAAGUAAAAAAUCUUCAAUAAAAAGUGCUAAAAAAAUCAAAAAUACUCCAUCAAAAACUCCAGUUAGACCAGCUGGAGAGCCAACUAUGUUGUGCAAUCUACCAAAACUGAAACCACCUCAAGGACGUCUUGAGUCUCAAACAAGCUUACAAAAUCCUGACUUGUCCAAAGAUUUAUCAUCUGCUAAAAUGAAUAUGAAAAGCACCCCUGCAAGAAGUUCUCCAUUUAAGUCUCCAGGAAGAAAUGCUCAACUCCUGAAGAUGAGAACCACACCACUUGCUGUUAAAACAAGCAGAGCAAAGAUGGCAUUAAAAUUAGUUGGUAAGGUCAAGGAAUCAAUUAGAAAAGGCCCUGUGAAAGCUGAAGGAUAUAAAGACUGCAUAAGUAGCAAGAUAUCUGGACUACCAGAUUUGAAAGUCAGUGUGUCAUUGUUGUCAGCAGAAGAUAUAGAAAAGUAUACUUCAAGAGCUCAGAAUAAGUUUGAAUCUGCUAAACACAUUGUGAAAAGUAUCGUUGAGGAGCUGGUCAAUAAUGUCUGUAAAACAAUUGAAAGCAAGGACAUUAGUGAUGAUGAUCAUUUCAUAGCUACAGAGAACGAAGCUGACUACUUAAAGGCUACUACAAAACACUGGAUGGAAAACAUGGACAAUUUGCCAGACUCUGAAAAGGAUAGGGUAAUGGGUAGUGAAAUUACUGAAGACAAGAGGGAGGGCACUGACAAUCAUGACAGCAAACGUGAAGAGUCUAGAACUGAUGAGGAGGUGAACGAAGAUCAUGGCAUAUUAAAUAAUGGAAACCAGGUACAAUGGGCUUGUGAAAAUGAAGAUGCAAUAAAGAAAGCUAACAAUGAUAUUGAGAAAUCUCAGGACAAACUUAAACAUGAAAGCAGAAAGUUUAUUGACAUUGGAAAAGCUGUUGUGCAGAUAGGCAGUGACCUAGAUGAAGAUGGUUGUGAUUGUGCCGAUGAAGACAGGAAUGACUAUGAGUUUUCAGAAGGUACAAGUGCGGAUGAGAUUGGUAAAAAAGAAGAUAAUGAUGCAGAAUAUGAAGAUGAGGUUGAUGGUCAAGAUGAUUAUAAACAAAGUCUUGAGAAUGAUAUUAAUGAAACUGUGAAUGUGAAACAUCCUUUUGAUGGGAAAGAAAUUGGGCAAGGAGAUGGUAUUGAAACAAAUGAAAAUGAGAUUGGCACAAUUCAGAUGAUAACAAAUGUCUUGGACCAGGAGAAACAACAAGACAGCCUGGAGGAUGGUAUUGGUGAAGACAAUGAAGAAAAAAUUAUAAGAGUGUCUGAAGGAAGAGUGGUGCUCUCUGGGGCGAUUCUUGACACAGGCGGUAAUACGGUGAUUGGUGAAGUGUAUGACAGGGAAGCAUCAGACAAAAAUAACAAACAGCUGCGGAAAAAUGGACCUGAAGAUAUGAAAGAUGCAGUAGCAGAAAUGGAUGACAAGUUUGCAUCUGUGGAAAAAAGUAAAAUAGCCAGUGUCCAAGGACCAAAUGAUAUCAUUGAAACUUUGAAAGAAAAUUAGCUUUUUUCAAUGAUAUUUGUUUUGACAUUUUGGUGCCAUGCUUUAAUGAUUGCAUUUAGAAAAACAAUUUUCAAUCAUUUGACAUUUUGUUUUUCUUUAAAAAUCAUUAUUUGGAUGAUUAAUCUUUGUUGUUAUGGUAAUUAUUACAAUAAUUGUAUUGUCAUAAUUUCAAAAAUCAUUAAUUAAUAUCGAAAUGUCCCAAAAUAUUGCCUGAGUCAAAUUGUGCAUCAUCAUGUAGUCUAACUUCAUUUUAGUGUAAUAAAUUAUAAUAUAGGGUUUUAGCUAAGGAGUUUCUGGAUUGUGCUGCAUCAUGCCCAUUUUUGGUAGCAUCCCUUGCCUUUAUGGAUACUAGCAUGUGUACCCUUCUGCCUUCAUAGAAUUAAUUGCGUAAGAUUAUCAGAUAUUUCUUAUGUAAUGAUUAUGAACACAUUCAGACUUUACAUAUUAGGCAGUUGGAACCGAAAUUUACUUCAAAAUUUCUGACUCAGUGUGCCCUUUUGUCCCUUGUCCCUCUUCUGCAGCACCCUGUCCCUCUUCUGCAGCACCCUGUGCCUCUUCUGCAGCACCCUGUCCCUCUGUCCCUCUUCUGCAGCACCCUGUGCCUCUUCUGUCGCACCCUGUCCCACUUCUGCAGGACCCUGUGCCUCUUCUGCAGCACCCUGUCCCUCUUCUCAGCACCCUGUGCCUCUUCCAGCACCCUGUCCCUCUUCUGCAGCACCCUGUCCCUCUUCUGCAGCACCCUGUCCCUUUUCUGCAGCACCCUGUCCCUCUUCUCAGCACCCUUGUCCCUCUUCUGCAGCACCCUGUCCCUUUUCUACAGCACCCUGUCCCUCUUCUCAGCACACUGUGCCUCUUCUCAGCACACUGUGCCUCUGUUGCAGCACCCUGUCCCUCUUCUGCAGCACCUAGUCCCUCUUCUGCAGGACCCUGUCCCUCUUCUGCAGAACCCUGUCCCUCUUCUGCAGCACCCUGUCCCUCUUCUUAGCACCCUGUCCCUCUUCUGCAGCACCCUGUCCCUCUUCCUCUUCUGCAGCACCCUGUCCGUUAUAAAAUCUGGCUUCAACCCUAUAGUAAAAUACUGUAAUAUAUAUGUACUUUCAGGGCCAUAGCUUGCAAAAAGAUGUUAAGGCAGACACUUUUUUCCCCAAAACUGAAAACCUAGUACUUCCAAUAUACUUGGAUCAUAGGUUUUAUUGGCGGAUUAUGUUAAACUGUAAUGAAGGGUACAACCCCCAAAGAACAAGGCCUUCAAACUUUUUUCAGGCAAGAUAUACAUAGGCACCUGACUUUAAAUGUUCAUUGUUAAAUUGUAGAUUUGUCUGACACCCACCAAAGUGCUUUGUACUUUUUAUAGUCGGUCAGUCUCCAAUGUGUUCAAAGAUUUUUUUUUAAAAAUGAGACUAUUUGUCUUGAGUGUAAUAUUAAAAACUGUUCAACAGAUUUUCACCAGCUUUAAUUUUCAUCAUCAUCAUCAUCAUCAUCAUCAUCAUCAUCAUCAUCAUCAUCAUCAUCCACAAUCUGUACAUCAACAUGUACAUGCAAUUAAAUUGCUUGCAUCGAGAUAAUUUAUAACCCCCCCCCCCCCAAAUGUUGCUUACUCAAGAACUUGAAUAUCUAUUUUGAUACAUGUAUUUAAUCAUCAAAUUUAUACUUUUGUCUGAACAAGCCUGAAUUCAUCAAACAUUUAGUAGUGCUUGGCAUCAAAAUCAUAACAAACCCUCCUGCAUGUGUUUAAAAUCCGGAAUAUGAAGAAGCCCAUUUGGCAUGGCUUGUUUCGACCACCAUGUAUUGGUGUAGUACUUUUUGACUGUGCCAUAUAGAAUGAUAGUUUCAGUUUCUUGUUCAUGUUUUUGUUAAUAAUGAGAUUUGUCUUUCCUGCCGCUCUGUAUAAGAUGUUUUUGCUAUUCAUAUUUGUUUGAUAUUGUAGCAUACAUUUGUCAUACAGGUUUUUGAUAAUUACAGGGGAUAUGCUAAUAGACAUUUUUAGCUUAUCAUUUUUUCUAAGAAAAAAAUCCAGGUAUUGUGAUAGUCAUGUUGUUGUUCUUGUUGUUGACAAUGUGUUCAAAGACACAGGCAUUAGUGUUUUCUCCAUGACUCUCUUGUAUUUUAAAGUUUUGAUAUUUAUAAUAGGGACUUUUAACAGAUCGUUAUCUUGGAUUACAAUGUUUGACCAUUUUGUAUCAAAUUUAUUCUUGCAACAGUGCAAAUCUCAGUGAAAUCUAGCAACAUUUCAUUUAUACUCAGUUGUGUUUAGAAAAUCUAUUUGCUCAUUGGCCAAGAAAAAUGUGGUCAAUUAUAAAUGAUAAUAUAAUUUUUUGUCAUAAAUCAUAUUUCUAAAUCACUAUAUUGAAUCAUUGUUCAUGUUUAUAUCAUUUAAAAAGGCUUAUCAGGUGUUUUUGAGUAAAUUUAUGGAAUUUUUGAAGAAGUGUACUUUUUGUAUUUUUUUCGUAUCAUAUUAUGAUUUACAUUUAUAAGGCAUAAAAGAAAAUGUGUUUGUUUCUGGUUUUCAACCUACGCUAUUUCUUUCCCCGACCCUAAACCUUAUUAUUUCAUCGAGAAUUAUGUUUUUUGUCUUUUGUUUGAUUUUUUUCUGAAGUUACCCUAUAAGUUAAAAUUGAAGUGUUUUGGGCUUUAACAAUACCAGCAAUGCUAUGCUGAUUGUAUAGAUGUUCAUAAGCUUAUAGGUUAUAGUUUUUAGUAUCAGAAAAAAAUCAAGAAACAAUUACAAAUUGGCUUAUAAAAACAAAGAAAAGGUUUUCCGACCAACCUACCCAAAUUUUGGGCGUAUCAAACCGGAAACAAACAUAAUUUUGUUAUGCCUCAGUAUAUAAUGGUUGAUUUUGACCAAUGGGAAGGCAGUAAUUUUCAAAGUAUUUGGCAUUAUAUUUUCAUACUGAUCAACGCUUUAUUUGCUGUACUUACGGUCGUUUACGAUGUUAUAUAUUUGUCGUUUUUAUAAAAACUGUAAUGUUAUAGUUUGUCCCAAUCAUUUAAAGCUGCACUCUCACAGAUAGAGCAUUUUGAUAACUUUUUUUUUUUAUCUUCGAACGAGCCGAUUUUUGCAAAAAUACAUGGAAACCAAUUAUAAAAAAUUAUAUCACAGAUUUUUAUAUUUAAGUUAAAAAAAAUUGAUGUUUUGCAUUUUUCUUAAACUGUUAGUAAUGGUUUAAGCCAUAAAACAUUAAUUUUCAAACAGAAAUAUGAAAUACUGCAAUCUGAUCUUUUGUCAGCAAUCUUUUAUCAUUGAUUUGCAGAUAUUUAUGCAAACAUUUGCUCUUUCCAAGACAAAAAAAAUUAAAGUUGUAAAAACAGUAUAUCUGUGAGAGCGCAGCGUUAAAGCCAUUUGGCUAAUGAAUAUCAUAAAACAUAACAUUUGAAAUUGAUUGUGCACUGGAAGUCUUAAAGUGACACUCUUAUUCAAAAUCAAUACAUACACAUGUAUAACACACAUCAAUUUUGAAUAAUUAACCUUCAAGAACUUACUUAAUAAUGCAUUUAUGGAAAAUAUGAAUAACUGAUAACAAGAUUUUAACCGUUUAUUUUAUAGCAGAAAGCGCAAAAAAUAUUAAAUGAUUGGUGAAUGCUAAAAGAUUUAUUGUGAUCUACUAUAUUUUCAUAAGGUAGAAAUACCGUAUUUUUUGCUCAUUUCUUUCAAAUUAAGCUCGGUAUCCUUUACAAGGACCAUUGUGUUCGAAAUUUAUUCAUCUUUUUUUUAAUAUUAAAAACACAUUAUUAAUUGUGGUAAACCUUGUUUGGGAGUAAGAGUGCAUCUUUAAAACAUUUUUGUAUUUCAUAGGAGGGAAAUCACUGAAAAGUCCAAAUAUUUAUUUUUCUUGCUGCAUUUACCAUGUCUUGCACAAAUGUGUGUUCAGGGAUGAAGAAGUGAAGUUCAAAUGGUUAGAAGCCAGUGAGGCGGAGCUUUAUAAGUAGCCACAGUAAUUUCAAUCAUUAUUUAAGGUAUCAUUUAUUUGUGAAAGGAUUAAUUCAUCUGGCUGCGCCUGCCUUGAUCAUUUGAUGUUUCCAUACAGACCUGCAAAUAAACAAUAAACCUGUACUUUAAAUUAUACUACCAGGUUAUAAGAUGAUGGCAAAUAAUUAUCAGGAGUGUGUACAUGGUUAGGCCUAAAAAAAAAAUACAUUUGGUUCGGGUUACCCGACCCUACCUACGGAAUAGGCGCCGACCCUAACGUUUUUAUAGUCAGUUUGAAAAAAAUAUUGAAAAACUAAAAUAAAAAAAAUAAAAAAAAAUCUUUUUUUUUUGCUUUUCAAUAUGUAGUUUAAAACCUUAAUUGCUUAUAUAGAAGAUAACUUUAACACCAUUCUCCAAUGAUGAAAAUGACAUUCUUAAAUAAAGCCUAAAAAAAAAAAAAAAAAAAAAAGCCUACCUCCUCUACAAAGCCUACCUCCUCUACCUAUUUUUGAAAAGGAUGUAACCCUAACCAAACAAUUAUUUUUUUUAGGCCUUACUAUAUAUGUUGUGGAAAAUAAUGUUAUAAAUACAAGCAUAAUACGAUAAUUACAGCCGUUGAUUAAUUAGUUAAUGUUUUUAUAAUGUUACAUUUGUAGUUUUGUUUCCAGUUUCAUUUUUAAAGCCUUUAUAUAAUAUAUUAGCCUUCGAACGAACGACAAGGAUUCAUUUCUUUGUGCAACAAUCUGUUAUCAACCAGUAUUAUGUUUUCAAUAUUAAAACAAGAAAUAUUUACAAAGGUAAUACACAAACUGAUAACUUAAUUACAUGCAUUGUUUUUUUGGCUAAUAUAAGAUAUCAAAGUAUUCUAAUUUUUGAUGCCUAUCGACCCUAUAUCAUGUUGCUUUUAUUUGCAACGUUUUGGCAUGUAGAUUAAGAAAAUGUUAUGAAAGAAACUGAAAAUACAUUAUUUUGGCAUCAAAAAAUUGUAAAAUAAGGGCUUUGAUGCCUGAUUUCGGGUUAAAUACUGAGAAACAGAGAAACAACAGAUUGACCUUGAAUUAAUUUUUAGUUUUUAGUUAUCAAAUUAGUUAUAUCAAGCAGAACCCUUUCAAAGGAUACCCGGUGCUUUGUACAUUCAGGUAGUAUAAGAAAAACUGCCAACAAACAAAAUUCUUCUUUUUUGAAGUUGAAUUUUAAAGCAAACUUACACUGUUUUACAUCAAAAAUAUGAAGAAGAAAAAAUAUCCAAAUUGUAAAUGAAUAAAUUUGAUGAAAAUUUGAGGUUAUAUUGAAAUAAACAUUUUUGAAAAUUCCAAAAAUGAUCAUUAGAAAGCUUCAGGUAUACAGCCCCAGAUCUACAUGUAUAUGGGGUCACCAGCCAUCUUAAUUUAGCAGUGCAUUAUUGCCAAUUAGGAAUUUGUGAUGACAAGCUGAAUUGUACUAUAUCUUUAUAGAUGCACUCUCACUAAAAAAAAUGUUGUCUUGGAAAGAUCCAAUUUUUGCAUAAAUACCUAACAACCAGUGAUAUAAGAAUUAAUGCUGACAAAAGAUCGAACUGCAGAUUUUCAUGUUUUUGUUCGAAAAUUAAUGUUUUAUGGCUAAACGUGUAACUAACACUUGAAGAAAAUAUGCAUAAAACAUCAAGUUUUGAACAUAAAUAUAAAAACCUUAGAUCUGAUUUAUGUCAGAAGUCAUAAAUCACAUGUUUCCAUGUAUUUUCAUAAAAAUUGGCUUGUUCCAAAAUCCAAGACAAGACAAAAAAGUUUUCAAAACGUUCAAUCUGUGAGAGUGCAGCUUUAAAACAAUGUCGGUGGGGGGGGGGGGGGGAGCACUCGUACAGUUUGGCAAAUACCACGUACAGUUUGGCAAAUACCACGUGACACCUAAAUGGCUUAAAAUACUUAUUUUAAUAAACACAUAGAUAGUAUAAAAACAAUAAUCAUGAACAGUUUAAUUGUUAAACUUCUGUUAAUUGUGUUCAUAGAUUAUGUGUGUCUAAAAGGCUAGUUCAUUUGUGCAUUUUAUUAUUUCUUUGUUGUUUAAGAAAUAUGUUAUGAUUUGUUUCACGUGUAUGCUUCGUAAUGUGUUCAUUUUUAUGCGACGGAUGUACAUGAUAAUUUUGUAUUUGAUCAUAAAAGUUAAUUACUUGUGGCAUGGUAUAAAACAUAUUGUAAUUGUUCGGGAUUUGUUCAUAAGUGCUAAUUUGAUGUUGAUUAUUUUCAAUAAAUAAAAAGAAUGAG
Molecule: messenger RNA, 11870 nt
Organism: Mya arenaria
Lineage: Eukaryota; Metazoa; Mollusca; Bivalvia; Myida; Myidae
Exons: 5
Coding region: 78-5720 (1880 amino acids)
Source: RefSeq, a predicted model, not a curated record